Molecule: messenger RNA, 612 nt
Organism: Lepus europaeus (European hare)
Lineage: Eukaryota; Metazoa; Chordata; Mammalia; Lagomorpha; Leporidae
Product: gastrula zinc finger protein XlCGF49.1
Exons: 1
Coding region: 1-612 (203 amino acids)
Biological process (GO): regulation of transcription by RNA polymerase II
Molecular function (GO): DNA-binding transcription factor activity, RNA polymerase II-specific; RNA polymerase II cis-regulatory region sequence-specific DNA binding
Source: RefSeq, a predicted model, not a curated record
AUGACCGAGUUGGCGUCCUCCGGGGGCAGGUCCCCUGCGGGGGACGGGGAGGAGGGUCUGGGAGACGAGCGAGGCCUGUUCAUCCACCAUCCCGCGGAGGAGCAGUCCCACCGCUGUCCGCUGUGCGGCCAGACGUUCUCCCAGCAGCCCAGCCUGGUGCGGCACCAAAAGGCGCACGCCGGGGCGGGCCGCUCGGCCGCCUUCGUGUGCCCCGAGUGCGGCAAGGCCUUCAGCGUCAAGCACAACCUCGAGGUGCACCAGCGCACGCACACUGGGGAGCGCCCCUUCCCCUGCCCCGAAUGCGGCCGCUGCUUCAGCCUCAAGCAGAACCUGCUCACGCACCAACGCAUCCACAGCGGCGAGAAGCCGCACCAGUGCGCGCAGUGUGGCCGCUGCUUCCGCGAGCCGCGCUUCCUGCUCAACCACCAGCGCACGCACGCUCGCAUGCCCGCGCCGCACCCGCGCCGCCCGGGCGUCUUCGGGGAGCGCCGGCCUUUCUUCUGCUCUCGCUGUGGCAAGAGCUUCGCGCGCGAGGGCUCGCUCAAGACCCACCAGCGCAGUCACGGCCAUCUGCCCGAGGGCCAGGCAGCCCAUUUAGGCCGCGUGCUAUGA